CUGUCCAGGAAGCCUCAUUCAACAAGCUGCCUAAGUCAACCUCUUCUUGGAAUAACCUCUAAAAGCUUCCGCUUAGCAGGCUAUGCUGAGGGCCAGGAAAACCCACCUACCAGCUUGGACCCCUCCUCUCCCACUCUCAUGCCACGCCACGGGACCACCCAUAACAGGAGCCCACACACGUGGGUGGCAGAGACCUGCGGCAGACAGGGACCACACAGCAAGUGUCCCCAAAAUGCCACCCACUGUCUCCUGCCCUCCAGGAGCAUUUCCUUUGCCUCUCCUCUCAGACUGGGUUUCCACUGAAACUGUGCAUUGUCUCACAAAUUCGUGGCUGGGGACCACCCACCACUCUGCUGCCUGAUCCAGCCCCACGCCAGCCCUUUGAGGUGCCCAAGCUGACACCAGGAGCAAGGUUGAGAGGAAGCUGUGACCCCAGCAGGACUUUAUGUUCCCACCAUCCCGGAUGUGAGAAUGAGGAAAAAAGGAGAUGAGCUGUCUCCCCACAAGCCCAGAGAUUUGACCGAGGAGAGUAGAGGCCUCGAGCUCUCACCUAAAAGACAUGGGGCUCCCUGGGGUUCACAGCUCACUGCGCUCUCCCUCCUGAGACUCCUGCUGCCAGAGCACCUUUCCCCAGGGUCAUGGAUGCUGAGGGGAACACAACUUAGAGACCACUCCACCAUCCACCCAGCAAGCACAGCUACCAAGACCCAAAGCUGAGGCUUACCAAUGCUCAGGGUGGGAGGGGAUUCCAUCCCUGAAUAACUCCAUGGUUCCCCUAUGCGUCUGACCAUCCCAGCCAGAAAUACAUAAAUCCUCUCAGCUACAAUUCAGGCCUGCUUCUUUUCAUAGGGAUGAAGCUACAGGUUGAGUAUCCCUUAUCUGAAAUGCUUGGUACUAGAUGUGUUCAGGUUUUGGAUUUUUUUUUUUUUUUUGAGGCUGGGGGUGGAAUAUUAGCAUUAUACUUACCAAUUCGGCAUCCCUAAUCUAAAAAUCUGAAAUCCAAGAUGCCCCAGUGAGCAUUUCCUUUGAGCAUCAUGUUGGCAUUUAAAAAGUUUCAGAUUUUGGAGCAUUUCAAAUUUCAGAUUUUUGAAUUAGGGAUGCUUAACCUGUACCAGCUUUAAUAGGUGACCUACAGCACGUCCCUCCCCUCUACAGGCUUAUGUGUUGACACUUAAUGAAAUGUCGGGUAGGACUGGAGGCUACCUCCCACUCCCUGCACCUCUGAUUCUGUGGCCCCUGUAGAAUUAAGAACCAGUGUCCCUUCUCCUGGUCAGCCCUACUGAGGGGAGUCACAGAAUCCCCAGUUCUUUCUAAGCUGCCCCAUCUCUCACCUAAAUACAAUCCCCUUAAAGAACACCAAAGGGAAAGGGCUCAGACCUCCAUCACAGCAGGGUCACUCUCACACGUGGUAGGACCAUACCACCUUCACAAAAGCGGGGUUUGCCACCUUCGGGGAGCUCUGGGGGGCCUCUACCUCCUCACCAGUCUGACACAAUGCCAGAGAUUCCACCACUGGGAAUUUCUUAUAAUUAAAGCAUUCUCUUCCCUGUAUUAAAUGAAAAUGCCCCUGGGAGAGUUAAUAGAGCAAGCCUUUAUCAACCAUUAAAAACUGAGGGCCAGUUAGUUUCUCUUUCUUUUCCCCCUGAAGUGGUACUUCAUUUUGUUUUAUAGAAAAAAGAUUCAGGCAAGGGAAGUGUGGGUGGCUGGGGAGGCAGGUCUGCUCCUUUGAGUUGGCUGCAGUGACAUGGAAGUCACAGGGCUGAGGGAAGGAGACAAGAGCCUGGACGGCAGUGAAGGGGUCAAAGAUAGACACCUCCAAGAACCUCAGAGGAGACCCGGACUGCAGGAGACCUGCAGGAGGCCUGCGGGAGCCUGUGGAGGCCUGUGGAGGCCUGUGGAGGCCUGCGGGAGCCUGUGGAGGCCUGCGGGAGCCUGUGGAGGCCUGUGGAGGCCUGCGGGAGCCUGUGGAGGCCUGCGGGAGCCUGUGGAGGCCUGUGGAGGCCUGCGGGAGCCUGUGGAGGCCUGUGGAGGCCUGCGGGAGCCUGUGGAGGCCUGUGGAGGCCUGCGGGAGCCUGUGGAGGCCUGUGGAGGCCUGCGGGAGGCUGUGGAGGCCUGCGGGAGCCUGUGGAGGCCUGUGGAGGCCUGCGGGAGCCUGUGGAGGCCUGUGGGAGCCUGUGGAGGCCUGUGGAGGCCUGCGGGAGGCUGUGGAGGCCUGUGGGAGCCUGUGGAGGCCUGUGGAGGCCUGCGGGAGCCUGUGGAGGCCUGUGGAGGCCUGCGGGAGGCUGUGGAGGCCUGUGGGAGCCUGUGGAGUCCUGUGGAGGCCUGUGGAGGCCUGCGAGAGGCUGUGGAGGCCUGUGGAGGCCUGCGGGAGCCUGUGGAGGCCUGUGGAGGCCUGCGGGAGGCUGUGGAGGCCUGUGGAGGCCUGUGGAGGCCUGCGGGAGGCUGUGAAGGCCUGUGGAGGCCUGCGGGAGCCUGUGGAGGCCUGUGGAGGCCUGCGGGAGGCUGUGGAGGCCUGUGGAGGCCUGCGGGAGCCUGUGGAGGCCUGUGGAGGCCUGCGGGAUGCUGUGGAGGCCUCUGGAGGCCUGUGGAGGCCUGCCAGCCCAGUGCCCUCAGGCAGCAAAGCCCAGCAGUCACUGGUCCCCCAAGGCCGCCCGCAGAUCUAUGCAAGGUGAUACAGCAGAGGCUAUGGACCCACCCACACCCAAGCAGGGAGGCAGGAUGACAAGGCCCGGGCAGGUAGGGGGCUAUCCGGAGAGCAGCCUCAGCUCCACCCCUGAGAAAUUUCCAUCUAAAUCCAGGAGAUCCUCGAUUCAGCAAGAACCUUCCCUCAUGUUUGAGGCUGUUAAACCUAAAGCCAGUUAGGGCAGAGGUCAGAGGGGUGGACCAGGAGCAAGUGGGUCGAGGGUGAGCAAGUGUUGGGAGUGGGGAUAGAAACUCCAUCCAUCUCCGACUGCUCUGCUCGCAUGUCUGGCUCCAGGGCCCACCUGGGAUGUCAGAGGGAAUUAGAACGGCCUUGUGAGGAGGCUCAGGAGAAGGGCUCCUAUGCCCACCGGGCAGGGCAGCACUGGGCCUAGCGCCACCACCGCAAAGCCCCUCAGUGCAGAGGGCCCAGCUAUACGGAACUGGGCAUUGCUUAGCCUGGAGGGAAUAGGCAGCUGAGGAGACCUGGAAAACACAGUCAUGAAGAGACUGGCCAUGAAGACCCACAGACCCUGCGAGCCAAGGCCUUGGGCUGCAGCUGCAGCUCUACCAGCCUGGACCCAACCUCAGGCCGACAUCCCAGCGGGGAACAUGUUACUAAGGCCAGUUGUAGAAGGGACUUCUCUGGACACAUGCCCUACUCUCCCAAAAGACUUAAGCACAGGCCAGUCCCAAAGGCAGAAGAAUGGACUAAAUGAGCUCUUGUGGCCCCAGCCCUAAGAUUCUAGAGGACUCUCUGAAACUUCACUUGAAGACUUGACCUCUGAGUGCAACUGGAGUCACCGCCACUCAGGAGAAAGGGCAGGCUGUGCAAGCACGUGCUUCAAGAGCAUCCUGGUGGGGUCUUCAGCUCUGACAGAGCAACCCCUCUGCUGCUACCCUCACUGGGGGCAGCCAUCUGAGUCUUAAGGAGUUGCUUAUUUUUUAGGUCCAAACAUAAAAUUCAACUCCCCUGGGAUCACGUAUACAGACAGGCCUAUAGCACCUUAUUAUCAGGUACCAUCCUGGUGUGGAAGUCCCCUGGCCUGUGUGCUCUGUGGGAUGGGAAUGUCCCUUGUCAUCAAUGAGUCCCCAGGAACUAGAACAGUGCCUGGCACACAACAGAUGCCGUUAAAUGAAUAAGUGAAUGACUCCUGCAGUUAGGCUCUGGGUAGGGGGAGCUGAGUGUGAGGAGUGGGGAGUACAGGAGAAAGGAAAGUGGGGAUUAGUAGAGGAAGUGGUCAGGUGAGUCAAUGUUUCACAGUUUUGCCAAGAGCUAAAGUAACUUGUCAAGAACUUCAGAGCAAGGAAAGCCUGAGUGGUGGCCCCUUGCUCAGGGCAGCCCCCAGGCAGGCACACAUCUAUCCAACAAAGCCUGGAGGACAGGGACUGUGGGAAAUCACGCAGGGUACCUGGGAGUCUGACCUCACUGUGUGACCACACUGAGGUCCAGAGCCAACAGUCACUUUAUGUGGGUUCGCCUCAGUUUCUCCAUGAGUCCUACUCUAAAACCCAUCUACCUCCGUGAGCCAUGUGUGGGAAGACGAGCUUCUGACUGGGAUGAGUCUGGGGAGCAAGCACAUGGAGACCCAGUGCUGUCAUUCUGGCUGCCGGUAGGCUGCAGGACCACCAGCGCCCUGCGUCUGUGUCAAGGCCACCUGGGCAACGCGGCGAGGGGUGGGGAGUGCAGGCCUCCUUUCACACAGAGACACACAGGCCUGAGGCCUCUCUGGGUAGCACACAUAGAGCUAUAUUUUGCAAUUAAUAAACAGGUCAGACAUUGAGUCAGUAGCCACAAGUAGAACAGGAAGUGGAAAAAGUCUCCCACUUCCCUCCAGGUGUUUGGGGGCUGGGGCGGUCCCCUCCCAUUUCCAUGACGUCAUGGUUACCAAGAGGGGCAAGUAGGGCACCCUUUGAAGCUCUCCCACAGAAGCCACAUCCUCUGGAAAGAAGAGUUUAAAAUACUGAGUUAGAGAUAGCAUCGCCCCAGGCCACGUGCCGAGGGGAGCAGGCUGGGCCGUUACACCACCCCCCAACCGCAGGUGCAGCAAGGCCAACAUGCCAGGCUGGGAGGGGCUGCCGGCCCCUCGGUGACUUGCACCGGGCCCGCAGCAGGCUGGGGAGGUGCUGCUGGCCCUACCGCUGAGCCGCCUCCCUCACCGCACCUCUGCUGCCCCUCCAAACCAGCCAAGAUCAGACCUUGAUCUCACCUGAUUAAGCGCUUGCUUAGUACAGGGCAGACCCUCAAGACGUAUGCUCAGGCCAGUGUCUCUGGGGAGGGAGGGAUGUGGGGAGGCCGUAUCUGCCCCCACACAGAGCUAGGGCUGAUUCUCUGAGGGACCCCCCUCAAUAGCACCUCCCCCCUUACCCUGAUGCUUAUCCAUUAGGUGAUGGCCCUAAUGGACGCCUUGAUGGACACGUCCGGGACCCAGGGACCCGGAGACCAGGAAUCUGCAGGUCUCGGGGAGCCGCAGAACCUGAAACCCAAAAAUACCAGGCUUGAUCUCCUGCUCUUCGGUAGUGUCGCCAUCCACCCGCAUGGGGGCAGCAGCGCUCCACCAAAAAGACCUCUUCUCCCUCUGUCUGUUAAUUCUGGAGAGAGAAAGCCCCCAAAGUUUAGGAAAAGCUCUUUUCCGAGGAAAAUAAAAGGGCAGGUGACUUUUAUCCCACAAGUCCGUGCCCUGUGCCCGUCACUGCGCUGGGGGCAAGGCCUGUGUCAUCCUGUCACAUCCCCCCCAAAGGAGAGGAGGGGCUGGGGGCUGGGCCGGCAGCAGGGGGCGCUGUUCGUCCGGGAUCGUCAGACCCGCUCCACCCGGAGCCCCGGAGGAAGUGCCCAGGGAGGGCUGGGGCCCCGGAGGAGGCCUUGGGUUCGGAAUUAGGCUGGCUGGAGUCCGGGAUCCACCACAUCAUACACUCGUGCCUUUGGCAGGUCACUAACCGCCCAUCGCCUCAGUUUCCCGGUGGGACGAACUCUGUCUCACAGGUAGUUUAAGAACCAGGCUUUCUUUGGCAUUGUAUACCUGCCAUGUGCCAGGCUGUGUCGUGCUCUGGGGAUUCAGUCUCUGUGCAAACUAUGACUCCAUACAGAUGAAGUCCAAGAACAGGCAAAACGCAUCACAGGUGAUAGAAAUUAGGGCACUGUUUGCCUCUGGGGUAGAAGGAUGGAUUGAAAAGGGGCACAAGGAAACCUUCAGGGGUGGUGGAAAUGUUCCAUAUCUUUAUCUUGGGUGAUGGCUAUAUAUAUAUCAAAUGCAUCAUUAGUGUAUUUUCAUGUAAUUAUGCCUCAAGAAAGUACUGCUCCCAUUAAAUACACACACACACACACACACACACACACACAGAGUUUCUGUCUUCAAGGAGUUAACAAUCCAGUGAGUAGUGGGUAUGAAAGAGAUGUGUUAAUGGCUGCAAUUGCAAGACAGAGGCUUUUGUUACUAUAUUCUCCUCAGGCAGGAGUCCUCAGGCAGGAGGCAGGAGAACCAGUUGUUUGUCCCUAAGCGUCACUGCCCCUCACUAGCCUUCUGUCCUGGGGCCUUUAAUUUUUCUGAGUCCCCAUGUGUUAUUAUUCACAUAGAGAUAAAAAUACCUGCCCACCUAUUCUCAGUGUUGUUGAAGGGAUUGAAAGCAGUAAUGGGUGUGGAAUGCUUAGUAAACUGAAAUCCCAGUGCAAAUAUGAAGUGGGAAUGCAUCAGAAUGCCCAGAAAGACGAAGCAUGACCCGAACAAGAUGGGCUGGGCCAGGUCAGAUGGCACUGCCAUACUGAGAAAAAAGUGGGCUGGCUGCGGCUUCACACAGCCCGGGAGAGCUCAGAACUCCCCAGGCCCUGCCGGUGCGCUGGUGUUUCUCAUAGUGUGUGGCCACCUCUCCAGUCACUUCGGCCCUAGGAGCUUCUUGUUACACCAUGAUUUUGUCACUACCUCCGCAGCUUCCCACCUCCUGCUUCCGGCUUCCAGAAGGAAGCGCGUGAUGGAGGGGAAAUGACAGGGCCAGGAGGCAGCGGUCAGGCUGGGCCGAGUUUCUGACAGAAGCCAACACUUCUGGCCCCACAGUGCUCACGGCCUCCCUGACUCUCCUCACCACAUCACAGCUGAAAAGGCUCACGUCUUAUCUCCCCUCUCAACCUCUGGGGGCUUCUCUGCUUUCAGAAGGACCCCCUGGAGCCCCUGGCCGAACACAUCUGAAAGCACGGAGCCAGACCUCUGCAGCGCCCUCCAGCGGGCAGGUUCUGCGGGCAGCCAUCUCCUCGCAGGCCAGAACACCCCACAUCACUCCAGGACGGUUCGCCACCUUUGAGAAGAGAGGACUCCAGCGUCUGUUCGCUCUGGAAAUGUGGGCAUGUUCCCAUUCCAAAGAAGGCACAUGGAGCGGCUUGCACAGGAUCACGGUGAACUAGGCCCUGAUCCUCACCAGACUCGGAUCCCAGGCUUUCCACCAAGCUCUGUGGACUCAGAAACACCAAGUGGUUCCAGAUUCAGCCAUCAGAGGAAGGAGCAUGAAUUGACUGGCAUUCCCAGGCCCCCUAAGACUAAGUGUCUUGUUUCCUGCCUCCGUGGCCCUUCCCUCUUCCUGACUCUGCCUGCAUGGAUUUGAUCCCCCUUCAGGAUGAGAUCAGAAUGGCAAGGCAGAGCUCUGUACCUUUAGGAGGCACUCCCUCAAUAAAUAUUUGAUGUUGUCGGGCA
Messenger RNA from Pan troglodytes (chimpanzee), 7358 nucleotides. Its product is annotated as keratin-associated protein 5-4-like. The transcript has 2 exons. Bases 1745 to 2722 code for a protein of 325 amino acids. The record is from RefSeq and is a predicted model, not a curated record. NCBI's taxonomy places the organism in Eukaryota, Metazoa, Chordata, Mammalia, Primates, Hominidae.